Messenger RNA from Penicilliopsis zonata CBS 506.65, 867 nucleotides. RefSeq lists its product as hypothetical. The transcript is spliced from 4 exons. Bases 1 to 867 code for a protein of 288 amino acids. Lineage: Eukaryota; Fungi; Ascomycota; Eurotiomycetes; Eurotiales; Aspergillaceae. The record is from RefSeq and is a predicted model, not a curated record.
AUGGCCGCGCAGGAAGACAAUCGGGCGGCAGAGAGUGAUGUCCCUCCUGGCUUGCCUCUCAAUCUCCGUGAUCACAAACGCGCAAUAUCUUUGACUUGGGGAUUCAUAUUGCUCACGUCUUGUAUUCUACCGUUGGUCCUUUUUCCAAGUUUACACUGGGGGGCGAAUUUAAGUCUCAAGAUUUCCCUGAGUUUAUCCAGCGCCAUUCUAGGAGUGUCGACUGUGUAUUCGCUGGGAUUGCGAACAUGGCGACUUGUCAAAGCGGACUCAAAUUGCCGUCCCCUCAAAUCACAAAGUCGUUGGAACUUUGAUUUCUUCCAUUGGAACUACCUUUUGGGCUUUGUCCUCGUCACACUGAUUAUUAUCAUUGGCUUGACGAGGGAGACUCCCAGUGUCCGGAUGACGUCUUUGCCUCCCUCUCUUCUGCUUGUUCAAGUCGGCUCGACCCUGGUUAUCACCGGAAUUCUGGCCAAACUUCAUGUACACCAGCCAUUCCCGGUCUCUUCCACUCCCGCCGGUGCCGUGUUCCGUCCAGGUAUCUUGGUCAUCAUUGAAGAUGUCGUUGCUGUAGAUGGCGGCAGAGAUAGGCGGUAUCGCUCAGCAUUGAUGGCACGGUAUACCGCCAGCGAGCGGUUCCAGCGCCUCAUUGCGGAUCUGAACUGGUUCUGGGGACUGGGUGGAAUGUGUAUGGGUGUUCUCAUGAUAGCUGUACUUGCUUCAGUUCGCGACCGGACCUUUGCUUUUGGGCUGGGGUGGACUAUUCCGUGGAUAUGGACUGGCACCUGGGCCAUCAUUACGACUUACUGGGCCAAGUCUGCGCUGAGGGAAGAGAAACGUACCUGGGCUGAGAGCAAGGGCACUGUGUGA